AUGCCUAGGACAGCAACGAUAAAAUUGAAGUGUGCGGGUUGCGACACAUUUUUGAAAAAAGUGACAGAUAAUCUGACUACGAUUCCUGAAGAAGCUCGAAUUUCAGUAUAUAUUAAGAAGAAAAUCUACAUACCAAGCGGAAAUCGAUGUUGUAAAGAUCACUUAAUAAAAAAUAGAAUUUAUGAAGAUGAUCUUAGUCUCUUGAGAGUACACUCUAACACAGCAAAUCUCACAGCAUUAGAGUUAUCCAAAGUGAUGGAAACUCUGUCUAUAAAAUGUGAUUCGACAUUAUUAGACAAAGUGGGCGAAUAUAGUAUUUCGGAAGAACAGUUAGAAGUUUUUACGGGAUUAAAUUGGGAAAAUAUUAAUACUAUAAAAGAUAUGUUGAUUUCACUGCGAAACAAUUAUUCUAACAGUAUAAUCAAAUCUUUCGAAGAUGAUGUUUUGCCAUUACGUUUCGGCUUAAAUUCUUGCAAUAGAGAUGAUCUUAUUCAGAAUCAUACAACUGAAAUGGCAAAAAAAUUAUUUAAUAUUAAUGACAAUUUGUUUUUAAUUUGUGAUGGCACGUACGCUCGUCAUCAAAAAAGCACCAACAAUGAAUAUCAGAGAAAAUCUUUCUCUGGGCAGAAGAAAGUUCCUCUGUGCAAACCUUUUACUCUGUGCACAACUGACGGCUACAUUGUUGAUAUGCUUGGACCAUACCUUGCUAAUCAAAAUGAUGCGGAGAUUUUAAAAAGUGUCAUUGAAGAUCCAAAUAGUUUGCGUAAGUUCCUAAAAGAAGGUAAUAUUUUUGUCCUUGAUCGCGGUUUCCGUGAUAUAAAAGACAUUUUAGAAAAAGAUUUCAGAGUUUUGAUGCCUGCUCUGAAAGGAAAAAGGAAACAACUGUCCACAGAAGAGUCCAAUGAGUCACGGUUUGUCACUAAAAUUCGCUGGGCAGUUGAAUCUGUUCACGGUGUGCUUAAACAAAAAUAUCGCUUUUUGGAUCAUAAAAUUGACAACAAGUUGAUACCGAAAAUUGGAUCUUACUUCAGAAUCGCGUCGUUCCUCAACAACACCUUUGGAAAAAGGUUUCAUUCUGACGUAGACACUUUUGAUGACAUUCUACAGAGAAUGCAUAGUCAAAAAGAUGUGCAGAAUACUUUGGCGGAUGAGGUAGAAGAAAAUGGUUGGCUUCGUCGAAAGCUACCUUUCAAAAGUGUUACAUCAGAUGAUAUUUUAGAUUUCCCAGAAAUGACAGAAAGGGAUUUGAAAAUCUUAUUCACCGGUUCAUACCAACUCGGUCAAGCCAUAUCAUAUUUGGCAGAAAUGGUUGACAAAGAUGGUAAACUAAAAAUUGAGUAUGUUAAAGAUCAGUCAAAUGUACUCAAAUUGAAAGUUCCAUCUCGUCAUAUUUCUCGAACAGCAUAUCGAUGCUUCUUAAGAUAUAAACCUAACAGUGUUGGUGUUUCUGGUUUGACACAUUACACAUGUGAAUGUGCCAAUGGCAAACGGUCUGUUGGUUGUUGCUCCCAUAUUGCUGCAGUGGUGUAUUAUUUAUCUCAUGCUAGGUACUUAUCAAAAAUUUUCAAACCGGCCGAAAUACUCAGCGAAGUAUUCAAGAAAAACAAUUACAUUCCAGUAAUUGAGAGUGACAGUGAUGAAGAUUAA
Messenger RNA from Camponotus floridanus (Florida carpenter ant), 1647 nucleotides. RefSeq lists its product as uncharacterized. Lineage: Eukaryota; Metazoa; Arthropoda; Insecta; Hymenoptera; Formicidae. Gene Ontology annotation, molecular function: zinc ion binding. The coding region runs from base 1 to 1647 and encodes 548 amino acids. The record is from RefSeq and is a predicted model, not a curated record. The transcript is spliced from 3 exons.